Messenger RNA from Cylicocyclus nassatus, 872 nucleotides. The record is from the annotation of a GenBank genome assembly. Lineage: Eukaryota; Metazoa; Nematoda; Chromadorea; Rhabditida; Strongylidae.
AUGCAGAUAGGCGACCGUGCAAGUAACAAAAGCGGACUAUGUAUAGGUCGCGUCUUCCACCUGGAAGGCUGCGCCUCACACUCGGAAGUUGUGCGAUUGCACUCAUCAGCAAGGAAAAUUACUCGACUGCUUAAAUGGAUGCUGUGGAACACACUCUGUUUUCUGCUCGUAGCUGCUCUCGAGUUUUGCUCGGCAUUUCAGUGCUACAGCUGUAAUACGCAUAAAGGACGGGAAUGCAUAGAUCAGAAAGUUACAUGUCCAGGCGGUGUAACUUCAUGUUCUAUGGCAGUGUUUGGAAGUGGUAGACAAGCUCGUGUAAGAAAAUUCUGCACAAGCCCCGGCUCAACACUGUAUCAAUAUCUUUUGCUGUUUCCAGGAGCAAGCUUUUGCCAAAAUACAAAUGUUGGAACAACAACAUUUCGACCAGAUUGGUCCUAUGAUGCUCCUCCAGCUCCACCCCCACUAGUGGCUCCAUCGCUUCUAUGCGUGUGUACCACUUCGCUCUGCAAUGAGGGACAUUACACUCGGGUUGUUGAGAACACAAUGCUCAACUAUUUGCCAAGACAACUGUUACCACCCCGUGAUGACAAGAAAGUAGCAGUCAACUCAGUGCAAGAUAAUCCAGAGUUUGACCUUGCGAAACAGCUUGCUGAUGCUGGUUUCUGAUUAAGCUGAACGCGUUGACGGCAGUACGAUUUCGCUAUUCAUAUAAUUUAUUUUACAUUUAUACUCCGUUUAUGUUAAAUAAGUAACAAGGAGCUCACACAGUAGUGAUGAAUUUCACUAACAACACGGGUGCUAUACAUUGGUUCAUUUAUCCAUGCAAUAACUUGAGUGUAGAAGUUCCAACAAUAAAUGUUUAAACUUCUGCA